Messenger RNA from Baudoinia panamericana UAMH 10762, 3666 nucleotides. RefSeq lists its product as uncharacterized. Gene Ontology annotation, biological process: glycerophospholipid catabolic process. The record is from RefSeq and is a predicted model, not a curated record. NCBI's taxonomy places the organism in Eukaryota, Fungi, Ascomycota, Dothideomycetes, Mycosphaerellales, Teratosphaeriaceae. Gene Ontology annotation, molecular function: protein binding; glycerophosphocholine phosphodiesterase activity. Bases 220 to 3267 code for a protein of 1015 amino acids. The transcript has 7 exons.
CUGAGAUACACCCAUAAUCAAGCAGUCGGUGCUUUUCAGAGUGUGGUCUGGCGCCCGCAUUAACACUGCUCCAUCAUGCGGUUACCGGUCACCACUAUGCGCCUUUCCGGCCAUUCGUCCUCGAGCUUCUGGUAGAGCCUCGACCGCGUCCGCCUAGUUCACUGCUAGAGUAGAGACAAGGGAUCGUUGGUGAAACUUCCCUGGUCCGAGACUUCAACCAUGAAGUUUGGCAAGCACAUUCAGAAGAGGCAGCUUGACAUCCCCGAGUAUGCGGCUAGCUUCGUGGACUACAAGGCUCUCAAGAAGCUCAUUAAGAAGCUGAGUGCGACACCAAUCCUACCGGCUCAUCAAGUUUCCGCAGAGGGCGAGAUACUACAAGAUCCGCAAGCAUCUCUACAAGCCAAUAAGGCAACCUUCUUCUUCCGCUUGGAAAGAGAGCUUGAGAAAGUCAACACCUUCUACCUGCAGAAGGAGGCCGAGUUGAAACUUCGCCUCCGGACGCUCCUCGACAAGAAAAGAGCUCUCCAGUCGCGCGCUACGCCAGCGUCGAAACUCUCGUCUAGCUAUGUAUCGCUCGAUGAAGGCUUCCGUCUCUUCAGUAAUGACCUCGACAAGCUGCAACAGUUUGUUGAGGUCAACCAGACGGCUUUCUCAAAGAUCCUGAAGAAGUGGGACAAAACAUCAAAGUCACGUACGAAGGAGCUCUACUUGUCGCGUGCUGUGGAUGUUCAGCCGUGCUUCAAUCGGGAUAUCAUCAGCGACUUGUCCGACCAAGCGACGACCGGCUUGUUGGAAUUGCAAGCAUGGGCGGAGGGUGAGAAGAUUGCUUUUACACCGGCAGUUGAUCUAGAAAACAGGGUAGCGCAAGUUGGCCAAGAUGAAGAGGUUGAGACGCAGGUCGUGCAAGCCGUCAACGCUGGCAACGUCGGCCUUGUCAAGGAGUGGGCUGCGCGUAUGUUGAGCAGCGAGGAUGCAAAAGAGCGCAUCAGUCGCGUAUUCCUCAACACUGUCGGUACGGCAACCCCGGACGCGCAGCGCAUCCUCUACGAGACCAACGCUAUCGCCUUCGAUUUUGCGGACGAGAUCAACGAGCGGAGUUGCAUGCACGAGGCAGCAGUCAGCGACAAGGUUGAUGUACUCAAGGCUGCCCUAGCGGCGGGUGCUAAUAUACGUGCACCGGAUGUGUAUGGCCGUAUACCAUUGCAUUAUGCCUGCAUGCACGGCCAUGUGGAGAUGAUUCGUAUCCUCGUCGAAUCCGCACCGGAUACCGUGGACGUGAAAGACCUUGACAAUUUCACGCCGCUGAUACACGGCAUCGUGCACGCGCGAACGGCAAGUGUACAGGCGAUGCUUCAGCUCGGCGCCCUUGUCAAUCCCACGAGCACUGCGGACCAUGUACCGCUGUGCUUAGCGUGCCAGUAUGGCACGGUCGCAAUCGUGGAGCAAAUGUUACAUUACAAGCCGCAGAUACUACCGGAUGCCGAAGGUCUUUUCCCGCAGCAUCUCGUGGCUCGGUUCGGCGGCGACAGCUCCAUUUUGGUCAUGCUGAAGGCAUACGGUGUGGACAUGGACCAGGCCGACAAACUAUACUCAUGGACACCGCUGUUCCACGCGGCUAGUGAAGGUCAUCUACACUGCUUGCAACAACUGCUUGCGUUCCAUGUUGCCGCGAACGCACUGGACGAGAAGGGGCUCUCCGCCAUGUAUUAUGCGGCAUGGGAAGGCCAUUUGGACUGCAUGCAACUGCUUGCACAAGAGGGGGCCACCUCGGAUGUGCCGAUGCGUGAGAAGAUGGAGUUGCAGAUGACUGCCUCGAUCGCAGAGCCGCCAUCCCUAUCAGCUGGUACGCCCGCAUUCUCACAUCCGGACGCCGAGAACAUCCCGACCCUCAGUUUACCACCACCCAUUAUUCCCCUACGCCGAUACGGCCACAACUUCCUGGAUACCACGAAGACCUUCAUACUCCUCUCCUUCGAUGAACUUGGCGGUGAUGCAAUAGAGUUCUACGGUGACAGCAAGUACCCGGCCGCUCGUCUCACGAUCUCCUCGAAAUCGUCAGACCUCAUACCGCGCAAUGUGCCCCUCCCGGUGCAGGAUGACUUCAAGAACAUCUCGUUCCAGAUCGAGAACUUGGAUACCUUCAGCAUCGACUUUGACAUAUUCCCAACGUUCGGCACCAAAGUCAUCGCGCGUGCUGCGGCAAGUAGUCGUGUCUUCACCGGCAAAGCUAGCAGCUCCGGGAAAUGGCAUCUCGAACUCUUCGAUCCGCGCCUUCGGGCUAUUGGACGGAUCAGCUUCCGCUUCCAAGUUGUGACGCCUUUCCACGGUAUGGCGCUGGAAAUUACGCACUUUGCGACGUACUGGAAGGCUACGAGUCAGUUCGAGAACCAUCCAAGCAACCUGAUAACCGGCAGCAGCUUGUCUGGCGAUUUCAUGCGCCUGUUUAUACAGGUCACCAGAGAUGGCGUGCCAGUCUUGUACAAUGACUGGGCGCUGCCGAGCAGUCGGAACGAUCUCAUCAGUCGACUUUCGUAUGACGAAUUCGCCAAAGCCGGUAUCCACGCUGGACAAGGGAAAGCCGUGCUCCAGGGUCUUCAAGGCCAAGGAUCCGACCACGAGGACCUUUCAAGCCUUCAGAGACUGGUUGCGCGUUCAUACAUCUCACUUGCCGACGCACUGGCGCUGUUACCUGCGAACAUGCGUGUGGAGAUCCACGUAUGCUACCCAUGCAAGGCGGAGGAGGAAGCGCUACAGCUUGGGCCGACGGAGAACAUCAACACCGUGGCCGAUGCUGUCCUUAAAGUGGUCUUCGAGCACGCACGACAACUUAGACAAGCGAAGGAUAGCCCGUUGCGGAGUUUUGUGUUCUCGAGCUACAAUGCGGAUGUGUGCACGGCAUUGAACUGGAAACAACCCAACUAUCCUGUAUUGCUCUGCAACGAGCUUGGUGUGGCACCGACAACAAACGGCCAGCGGCGCAUUAACCCGAACAUGGUGACCUCCUGCGGACGUACCGCGCUCUCGAUCAAGGAAGCGGUCCGCAUCGCGCAGUCGAACAACUUCAUGGGUCUCAUCUGUACCUCGCGAUUACUCGAGCUUGUGCCUGCGCUUGUCUCAUCGGUCAAGGAAGCCGGUCUUGUACUCAUAUCGGACUACAGCCACGACUUCAUGCUGACGCGACCGAGUGUCUUAAACUUGGCCCAGGGCGUAGAUGGUCUACUGAUGGACAAUGCUGUGCUGAGGUUUAAGGAGGCUAUUGAUCAGUAAGGGACGGCUUCUACUGGUGAAUCCACAAAGCGAGGUGUUCGGCGUUAGAUGGACAUAACGAUUUCGGGGGAUAAAUGCGAUGUUUGAUGAGCUAUACAAGCAUGAGCGGUCGGCUGUGAAUUGUAUUCAUGGGAGGCCAUCGCGAGACUCGCAGAUCUAGAAUGGGCGGCAGUUCGUUCUACUUGACUUGCUGCAGGCAAGAUGCCGCUUAGGCAUUAGGCUCCCUUAUAAUCAUACUUUGCCUUAUGCAGCUCCUCUAAAUCAACGGGCGCAAGCUGCUGCCGCGCGAACAUUGACAAGCCGAAGAUCGCUGCCGGGAGCGCUUGUCUCCAAGCCACGUCAGUCGCACCUUUGCUCCAGCUCAAGGCGGCUGCAAAGAACAUUACCGUAGCCAACGUC